Molecule: messenger RNA, 2307 nt
Organism: Eimeria tenella
Lineage: Eukaryota; Apicomplexa; Conoidasida; Eucoccidiorida; Eimeriidae
Exons: 5
Coding region: 1-2307 (768 amino acids)
Source: RefSeq, a predicted model, not a curated record
AUGGACCCGCCAGUGCACUCCUGGUGGCGUCCCUACGAGGGCAGGCCUCACCCCCACAGCCCCUCGGGCUUCGCCUCUGCAGUGCAGAGCUGCCGCGGCUCCUCUCUGUCUCUCGAGUCGGUGCAUGAGUUCGUCGAGCCCUCAGCAGCAGCAGCAGCAGCAGCAGCAGCAGAUGCUGCUGCUGCAGUGGACAGCGGCUUGCCUUCCUUCAGGCCCGGCUGCAGGGACCAGUUCGAAGGGCCCACAGAAGAGCCCCCGGACUCUCCGAUGACCUUCAGAAAUGCCUUUCACGCAGCCCAAGCCGCAGGCAGCAACCGGCAGCAGCAGCAGCAGCAGCAGCAGCAGCAGCGGGGAGGCGGCGCUGCGCCAGUGGCGCAGCAGCUGCGGGCAAACGAACACAAGAUGGACCGGCUGGACCGCGUGGAAGAGAUUUUGCAAAAGUUAAUUUUGGAGGCGAAGAUUUUGAGAGAAGAAAAUGUGAAGCUGCGGAGCGCGAAGGCGCGGGCGGGGGACUCGCUGGGGUGUACGUACACCGCAGCAGCAGCAGGCCCCAGCAGCAGCAGCAGCAGCAGGGCGGAAGUGGAAAGGGAAGUGGGGAGACUGCGGCAGAAGCUGAAGGAACAGGAAAAGGAGCUGCAGCUGCUCAGAGAGAUCAACCAAAUGAGCAGCUGCUUGAGUGACGAGGCCUACACUACUCUGGCGAUGGGAGGCACUGCGGAGGAAGCGGAAUCGGAAGACUUCGUUUCCGAGGAUGUUUCGGAGUUGCAAAGGCUUUUAAAAAUGCGAAAAGAAGAAAUAAAAAGAGAAAUAAAAGAAAAUGAAACUGCAAAAAGUGAAAUUCAACUUCUGAGGGCCCAGCAGGCGAGCGCCAGGAAAGAGCUGCAGCAGCUCAGGGAGGAGUGCGGCCGCCUGAAGGGGGAGCUGCAGCAGCAGCAGCAGCAGCGCGCUGCCUGCGCAGCAGCAGCAGCCAAGUUCGGCGCAGCAGCAGCAGCAGCAGCAGCAAGAGGCGAAGAAGACAGCAGAAUCCAACAAGUCGAAAUCCUCAAAGAAAAACUCGAGACAGAAAUCACCGCCGAAAGAAAACUAAACGCCGACUUGAGGGCAGACAAGACUGAGGCCCAACUGGAGCUGAGUCGGCUGCGGCGCGCGUGGCGGCUGGCGGAGGCGCAGCAGCAAAAGGGAAAAGAAGUGCUGCAGCAAAAGGAGAAGGAGCUGCUGCUGCUGCUGCAGCAGCUGGAGUGCAUGGCCACUGAGCGGGACAAGUUUGUCAGCAAAGUGCAGCAGCAAAGAGAGCUGCUGCAGCGCUGCCGCAGUUAUAUUUUAUUUCUGGAGAAGAUCAUCAAAGACCUCAAGCGCCACAUCGUCGCCCAAGCUGUACAUACACCCCAGCUGCCCCCAGCAGCCGCAGCAGCAGCAGCAGCAGCAGCAGCAGCGAAGGAGACGCGCCUCGCGCCCUCCCGCAAGCAGCACGCGAAGAAAACGGAGCAGCAGCACAGCAGCAGUCAAACUGACAAGGCCAAGAGGGGCCCUGCGUGGGGUAGAGAGGCAGCAGCAGCAGCAUCUGCUGCUGCUGCUGCCUCUCUACCCCACGCAGGGCCCCUCUUGGCCUUGUCACCCCUGGCGGCUGUUGGCUACCGACUCACCCCUUUGCCCUUCAGCCCGUAUGAGAGCAGAUGCGCCAGCAGCAGGGCCAGCAGCAGCAGCAGCAGCAGCAGCAGCAGCAGCAAGGGCUGCUGGGAGGAGGACAAAGGGUCUAUAGAGCACCUGAAACAGCUGAUGCAGAAGGCAGCAGCAGAAAUCCGAGCAACAGCAGCAGCAGCAGAGAGACACAAAAAGAUGAAACAAAAAGCAGCAGCAAAAAGAGACAGCAAAUCCAACUCUCCAAACUCCAGGGGGGCCCCCUCGCUGCUGCUGGACACUUCCCUUCCAGGGGCCCCCAGGGGCUCCUCGAGGGGCCCCAAGAGGGCCCCCUCGGGGGACCAGUCCCUUGGCCGCGCUGACAGCAGCAGCAGCAGCAGCAGCAGCAGCGGCGGCGGCGGGGGGGAGGGGGCCGGGGGUUUAGGGUUUGAUGGUUUGACAUUUGGAGUGGAAAGGGCUUUUGAAUCUUUGCUGGAAGAAGAAGAAGAAAUAAGAAGAGAAGAGAGGCGCGGGAGCAGCGGGUACAGCUUCAGCAGCAGCAGCAGCAGAGCAGCAGCAGCAACAGCAGCAGACAAACUCGCCCGGGACAUUUCCAUUCGGUUUCCUGCUGCUUUCAAGCGGCUGCAGAAGCACAUUUAUAAAGACAGAGGGGCACCUCGCCUCAAUUAA